Messenger RNA from Nematolebias whitei (Rio pearlfish), 993 nucleotides. RefSeq names its product trace amine-associated receptor 13c-like. The transcript has 2 exons. Gene Ontology annotation, cellular component: membrane. NCBI's taxonomy places the organism in Eukaryota, Metazoa, Chordata, Actinopteri, Cyprinodontiformes, Rivulidae. The record is from RefSeq and is a predicted model, not a curated record. Gene Ontology annotation, molecular function: trace-amine receptor activity. The coding region runs from base 1 to 993 and encodes 330 amino acids. Gene Ontology annotation, biological process: G protein-coupled receptor signaling pathway.
AUGGACACUUUAAAAGUUGCUGAGCUCUGUUUCCCACAACUAACCAACAACUCGUGCAAGAAACCUUCGCAGAAGAACUUUGAAAACAUUUUCAUUUAUGUUCUGCUAUCCUGCAUCUGUUUCCUGACUGUGAUUCUCAACCUGCUGGUCAUCAUCUCCAUCUCCCAUUUCAGGCAGCUCCACACCCCGUCUAACCUCUUCCUCCGCUCUCUGGCUCUCUCAGACUUCCUGGUUGGGCUCGUGGUGAUGCCGGUCCGAAUGCUCCUGACAGAAAGCUGCUGGUUUUUUGGGAGCUUCAUGUGUGGGCUUUGCAAUUAUAUCUCUUUUGUUAUUACGUCUGCCUCAGUAGGAAACAUGGUGCUAAUAUCAGCCGACAGAUAUGUGGCUAUCUGCGAGCCUCUGACUUAUCCCAACAAAGUGACCCAGAGUAGAGUUCAGGUCUGUGUUGGUCUGUGCUGGGCCUGCUCUGCGCUCUACAACGGCGUGAUUCUCAGGGACCACCUGCAAAAUCCUGACAAAUAUAACUUGUGCCAUGGGGAGUGCGUAAUAUUAAUUGACUUCUUAACAGGAGCUUUUGAUCUGAUUAUUACCUUCUUUGGUCCUGUUUCAGCCAUCGUUUUCAUGUACAUGAGAGUGUUUGUGGUGGCUGUGUCUCAGGCUCGAGCCAUGAGGUCUCAUGUUGCAGCUGUGGGUCUGAAGGGUUCAGCUCCUGCAUCUGCUCAGAGGUCUGAGAGGAAAGCAGCUACAGCUGUUGGGGUGGUUGUGAUGGUCUUUGUUUUCAGCUUCUGUCCUUACUAUUAUCCUUCUUUUGCAGGAAAGGACUUGCUGUCCAGUGAAGUAGUUUCAAAUUUAGUGAUCUGGUUAUUUUAUUUAAACUCUUGUCUAAAUCCAAUGAUUUAUGCUUUUUUCUAUCCCUGGUUCAGAAAAUCCCUUAAAUAUAUCGUCACACUCCAGAUUUUACAGUCUGAUUCCUGUCAUUUCAACAUCCUCUAG